This is a messenger RNA of Parascedosporium putredinis, 1443 nucleotides long. NCBI's taxonomy places the organism in Eukaryota, Fungi, Ascomycota, Sordariomycetes, Microascales, Microascaceae. The record is from the annotation of a GenBank genome assembly.
AUGUCUCAAGCUUUCCUGUUCAUCGCUAUCAACGUCAUCGUUUCCUUUGUCAACAUGGACAACAAAAGUCUCGGUAUCCAAACGAACCUCGCCGCGAGGUGGGGAUGGCUGGCCGUCGCCAACAUGGUCGUUACCGUCUUCUUAUCGCUGAAGAACACCCCGCUCGCGUACAUAUCCGCCUGGUCCUAUGAGCGUAUCAACGUGCUGCACAGGAUCGCGGGCACCGUCACGCUCGGCGUCGUCAUUCUCCAUGCGUGCACCUACGCCUCGUACUUUGGCAAUUCCAACAACAUCAAGCGCCUCCGCGAGCACGAAGAGAUCUACGGCAUAGUCUCCGGCUUCACCAUGUUCGUCCUCGUCGCGUCCGCCCUCAUCAUCCGCCGAUUCACCUACGAGCUGUUUUACUUUAUGCACAUCGUCUUCUUCCUGGCCACCGUCGUCUUCGUCGGCCUUCACCAGCCCGAAGUCGCCAAGAAGAUUGCGAUUGUGACCUGCGUCGUCGGCGGUCUCUGGGUCUUUGAUAGGUCCGUUCGCUUCAUCCGCCUCGUGUUUUACAGUGUCAACAACGAAGCCGUCGGCCCCGGCGGCGAUGCGUCCGGCUCCCACUGCUUCGUCUGGAUCCCCGGCGUUCGCUUCUUUGAGAUGCAUCCCUUCACCGUUGUCUCGUCUGCGUCCAACGAGUUUGUGGUCUCGUCUCACGAUGGGUUCACCCGCGACCUCCACAGAUUUGCCGCGGCCAAUCCGGGUAGGAGUUUGAUGGCUUCCGUGGAGGGUCCCUAUGGCACGUUCCCCAACAUGCCAUCUUUUGAUCGAAUCCUCAUGAUCGGCGGCGGUAGCGGCGCCAGUUUCACCACAGGAAUGGCCCUGAGGGUGUUGAACAAGUGGAACAAUAAGCUGCCCAUCGAGUUUCACUGGAUGGUUAGACACCGGGGAUACUUUAAGUGGUUUGCCGACCACCUCGUCGAGCUCCGGGCCAGUGGCAAGGUCAAUGUCAACAUUCACGUCACCGGAAACACCCCGCCGCCCUCCAUCGACGAAGAGAAGCCCAACCUCUACCUAGCAACGCCUCCACGCUCCACCACGCCCAUCGAGAUCGAUCGUGACCUCCGCUCUGUCGACAUUGAGAAGAUGGACGAGAUUGAAAAGAUGGAGAUUGCGUCUCAGCCCUCGUCACCCGCACACUCCGAGCACCUACCACCCUGCUCCGGAAACUGCGGGGCUCACCAUCUUUGCCUUGAUACCGGCAUCGAGAUCUCGGAAGGACGUCCGAACGUAUCGCACAUCAUCAGAGAGAGGGUGGCCGCCGCCGGUAGGACAGAGCGCAUUCUCGUCAUCGGGUGCGGGCCCACGAGUCUCAUGGAUGAAGUACGCAACACGACGGCAGACUGCAUCCGAUGUGAAGGCCCUGCUCUUGAGCUCCACUGUGAGCAAUUCGGUUGGUGA